Messenger RNA from Truncatella angustata, 2838 nucleotides. RefSeq lists its product as uncharacterized. Bases 268 to 2730 code for a protein of 820 amino acids. Lineage: Eukaryota; Fungi; Ascomycota; Sordariomycetes; Amphisphaeriales; Sporocadaceae. The record is from RefSeq and is a predicted model, not a curated record. The transcript is spliced from 2 exons.
CCCCUGCGACAACACCUUUUCUUGGCAGGCCAAUACUUGACGAGGUAGGAACCCGUGGAACCCAUUUCCUGUGUUCUGUAGUGGAUCCUACUUUUACGACCAACAUUACCUACUUCAAUCCAUUUUGCGCUCAUGGAGCUAAUUACUGCGACGUCAUUGAAAACCGUUAUCAACAGCAACCAUCAACCUUGCAGGGAAACUUCAAUUUGUUGAAACGCUCGUACCACCCUCCCAUCAGAGCCCGUUUUACAUUAACCAUAUGGCAUCAUGGCCAUAUGGCCUUUCAGCCGUAAGCGGUCACGCAGACGUUCGCCCGGCCGAGGUAGAGCUCAAGAAGAAGAAGAAGACGCUCCAGCAAAAUCAAUGACAGAACCUGUGGCGGGUGGCGAAAUAGGCCUUGGGCAGUCCCAGCAUCUCAAGAGUAAAAGACAGCGAGAUUCGGCUGGCAACAAGAAACUUUCGAGACGGGCCAGAACCUACAGCUUUUCGCCAGGCCGCGCAGAUUCACUUCGUGUCGCCCGUGCUAGACAAGAGUCGGUCCCACCACUUCCAACAGGCCCUAUCCCAGCGACUAUAAAUCGUGAUUAUGGAGCUCAUGGACAGGGCCCCUCUGGGGCUGCGGCAAAAGAGACUGAAAUCGGGGACCGAGUGCCCACCCUACACCACAACAACUCACACAACAAGAGAAGCGGGCAGCCUCUACCGCGAAAGAAAUCCAGCAAACGACGGAAAGAAGACCAUGACCGCGAAGCAGAGAUCAGGGCUAUGAGUCGUUUUGAGACUAUGCCGGUCCGUUCCGCCACCGAAGAUUUGACUCCAGGAAGACUCUUGAAGAGAGAGAGCAAGAGGGCGAAAACGGGCUCAAUAAAAGAUUGGCGCCGCCCAGAAUCAGACCUCUCCUUACCUAUUCCCGAGUCAACGCACUCCGACAUGUCUUCGGAUUCGGACCAUAUCUCAUAUAGGGUGUCACCCUUUGAUGCCUUGGCACCUCGCCCGACGAUCCGUUAUGCCUCGAAUCCGGUAUUUGGGGCUCCGAGUUCCGGCCAAUUGAGAUCAUCGUCACAAAAGAGGAAGCUAUCAGAAAAGAACCCUAUCUCCGAAGCCACAUUAAAGGCCCACAAACGAGUGGACAAUCUGGCCGAUGACUUGGAUGCCUCGGAUCUACGAGAGUUGUUGGAGCGAGACAAACGGAGAAGGGAACGGAAGCAAGAGAAGGAGCGAGAAAGGGUUGAACGACGACUGGCAAGAAGAGCAGAGAGACAGCGACUUGAAGAGGCUGAAGCCAGAAAUAAUGGAACGCCUCCACCUCAGAACAUGGAGAGAGGUGUCCUGGGUCGUGAGGCGCCUGCCGCGGAACAUAAUACAACUUCAGCAGUUAUCACUUCCUCUCGAAGGAGGGCAUCUGUUGGUACGUCUGCGCAAGAUGAAGUGGCGCUAGCGGAAGGCGAAGGUCGACAGCGUACUCCUUCUCCACUUGACAAGUUCCAUCGGGAAAAUAGUUUCGCUGUUGAGCGUGCAGAGCCUCCCCCGCUGGACCAACAUCCGGCCUUGCGAGUAGAACCUGAGUCUGAAAGGACAACAUCACGAUCACCAAGUCCUCGUAUUAUUGGAUUCAUGAAAUCCAGAAAACGCCGGUCAAACUCACCGUUGUCACCAGAGCCGGAGAAGGUUGGUUAUAGACCUGACCCGACGCGGACAAUUUCCAAGUCUGAGUCUGAGUCAAUUGAUUAUAGGAGGCCGUCAGAGAGUGGCUCAAGUAAAGCUUGGUCAUCGUUCUUCAAGUGGUCCAGAGGAGGCAGGAAUAGCCGCAACUCCGGUGCGCCUUCAUCCUUUUCAAAUACCUCCAGAGACUCCAUGCUUGCCAAUCAGCCAGUUUCGCAGACUCCCAACUAUUUACCUAUACAACGAUCCAACUCCAAGGUUCCAAAGCGAACAAUGUCUCGCUUCAGAGAGGACCUGCCUGAGUUGCCAUUGUCGCCACCAGAUUCUCGCGUCGGGUCUCCUGAGGUCGAGGUCCAGCACUCGGAGCCGCUUCCAAUUAUCACUGAUGAUGUCGUCAUGCGAUACGAUACUCCAACAUCAGGUCAUCGUGCAACUCCUAGCUCUAUGCUGCGGGAAGAGAUCCAGCCUUCACCUGCCCCACACUCAACGUCAAUGGCAUCUAUAGACUCGGAGGGAUCAUGGUUUUCCGGAAAAGGCAACCGCCAACGUGCUUCUUCGGGCAUGCGUGGAUCACUGAUCAACUAUCCUCUUCGGUCUGCUUCAGGAGACUCGGAGGAACAAGAAGAACCUGAUGAAGAUGCUGCACAUGAUGACGAUUUUAUGAAGAUUGUGACCGACGAGAAAGGAAUGCACCACAAAUCAGCUGAUGAGGCUCUACCGAGUAGCGACGAGGACGAACAGCUCGAUCAACAGGCACCCAAAUGGGGCAACGUUAUCGUCAAUCGCACGCCUACUUUUACUCAGCACCGAGAAACAAUGCGCAGCCGUGAGGGCCUUCUCUUGGAGUCUUUCGAUGACGAAGAUGAUAAGGAUAGUGGCACCAGCGACAAGGAAAGCGAAGGCAUAUCGGCUUUCGGCGGAGAAACUCCCUUGCCUGCAAGAGCAACCAGUAUCAAUUUCGGCAAAGGACACAUGCGUAACUUCAGUGCUGGGAGCGCUAAGCUGCUUGACAUCUCGCCACGCGUGUCUACAGAUAAGCGCAGAAGCUUCGAACCCGUCACGCAGUAACAUGGGCAUGGAUGUACGCACUAGGUGAGUAAUGUGCUGAUACGAUACAGGAACACGAUGAUCUUGAUGAGGAAACACGAUCCACGCUCACUACGCCUUUCCUUGAUU